AUGAACUCGGCUUGGAACUUGACGGAGCCGCUUGGCUGUGACGAGCUCGGUCUUGAAGAGCUAGGCUUAAGGCUGCUUGGUGGUGACGAGAUUGGCUGUGAUGAACUCGGUCUUGAAGAGCUGGGCUUAGAGCUACUUACCCGCGAAGAGCUCGGCUUGGACGAGCUUCGUCUCGAAGAGGUAGGUUUUGAAGAGGUAGGUUUUGAAGAGCUGGGCCUCGAACUGGGCUUAGAGCUACUUGGCUGUGAGGAACUCGGCUGUGAUGAACUUGGCCUGGAGCUUGAUUUUAAAGAGCUGGGCUUGGAACUGCUCGGCCGCGAUGAGCUAGGUUUUGAUGAACUUGGCUUGGAGCUUGGCCUUGAAGAGCUGGGUUUAGAGCUGCUUGGCUGUGACAAGCUAGCUCUUGAUGAACUAGGCUUCGAUGAACUGGGCCUUGAAGAGCGAGGUUUUGAAGAGGUUGGCUUAGAGCUGCUUGGUGGUGACGAGCUCGGCCUCGAGCUGGGUUUCGAAGAGGUGGGUUUAGAGCUGUUUGGCCGUGAUGAGCUCGGUCUUGAAGAGCUAGGUUUUAAAGAGCUCGGCUUAGAGCUGCUCGGCCUUGAUGAACUCGGUCUUGAAGAGCUGGGUUUGGAGCUAGGCUGCGAUGAGCUGGGCCUCGAACUGGGCUUUGAAAAGCUUGGCUGCGAGGAGCUUGGUCCUGAAGAUCUGGGUCUCGAAGAACUGGGCUUUGCGGAGCUGGGUCUAGAGCUCGGCUGUGAAGAGCUUGGUUUUGAAGACCCAUGUUUCGAGCUGCUCGGUUGCGACGAGCUGGGCUUCGACAAGCUCGGCCGUGAAGAGCUCAGCUGUGAGGACCUAGGUGUAGAGCUGAGUGGUUGCGACGAGACAGGCUUCGCAGAGCUGGGCCUCGAGCUUGGCUUCGAUGAAGUUGGCUUUGCGAUACUACUAGGCCUUGACGAGGUCGGUUGUGAUGACCCCGACGGAUGUGAGCUGAAAGGUUUAGAAGAGCUAUGA
Metarhizium robertsii ARSEF 23 is the source of this 1008-nucleotide messenger RNA. Its product is annotated as chitin synthase. Lineage: Eukaryota; Fungi; Ascomycota; Sordariomycetes; Hypocreales; Clavicipitaceae. The transcript has 2 exons. Bases 1 to 1008 code for a protein of 335 amino acids. The record is from RefSeq and is a predicted model, not a curated record.